Messenger RNA from Ictalurus punctatus (channel catfish), 2890 nucleotides. Its product is annotated as protein mono-ADP-ribosyltransferase PARP9. The transcript is spliced from 8 exons. Lineage: Eukaryota; Metazoa; Chordata; Actinopteri; Siluriformes; Ictaluridae. The record is from RefSeq and is a predicted model, not a curated record. Gene Ontology annotation, cellular component: nucleus; cytoplasm. Bases 256 to 2502 code for a protein of 748 amino acids. Gene Ontology annotation, biological process: positive regulation of type II interferon-mediated signaling pathway; negative regulation of gene expression. Gene Ontology annotation, molecular function: transcription corepressor activity; NAD+ poly-ADP-ribosyltransferase activity; ubiquitin-like protein ligase binding.
AAUUUCCACAUAUCCGCGAAUAUCGAACGUCAAACCAACUUUAUUCCAGUACUCCUCUGUCGUUAGCCGUUUAGCACGAGUAUCUUGCUGUUGACACAAAACCAGUUUGGGACAGCAUGCUUCAGCUUAAUUGGGACAGUCUUUACAGUGUUCUCCAAUGAAGUGAACCACAACAACAUUAAUUAAUCUACUCGUACCUUCUCAUAAUCCUUUUGUUGAUUGACUUUGGUUGAAUGUGCAUUGUGAUGACAUCACAUGACACAUCAUGGCCCAACUCUGCAGAAAAUCGUUGGUAAUGAAACAUCAAACAGCAGAAUGGGGGGAAAAUGUGAUCUCGGUGACUGUGGCAUGAUUGUUGAUGCGAAAACUGUUUUAAAACUGUUGAUCUCCUGGGGUUUUCACACACAAGUCUCUAGAGUUUACUCAGAUUGGUGCAAUAAAGAAAAAAUAUCCGGUGAGCGGCAGUUCUGCGGACGGAAACGCCUUUUUGAUACGAGAGGUCAAUGGAGACUAGCCAGACUGGUUCGAGCUGACAGAAAUGCUACAGUAACUCAGAUAACCUCUUUGUACAGUUGUGCCAUGGAAGAUAAAAAAGCAUGUGUUGCUUUGCAACCCGAGGGAACUGAGAUUCUGAAACACAGUCGCUCUGCAUUUUGUCUUGUGCUAGGAGAAAAAUUUGGUUGUACCGCUGAGAUCCACAAUGUGACGAAUCAUACAACUUCAUCGUUUUCUCACAGCAAAGCAACCAUUGUGCCUGAGAUUAAGUACAGCAAACAGCUGUCUAAUAGCCUGAAGUUGUCAGUGUGGAAAGAUGAUCUUACAACGCAUAAGGCAGAUGCCGUGGUAAAUGCAGCAAAUAAGUAUUUACAUCAUGGAGGAGGACUUGCUCUAGCUCUGAGUCGAGCUGGAGGUCCUAAAAUCCAACAAUGUAGUGAUAAAAUCAUAAAAUCUAAUGGUAGACUUCAGACAGGUCAUGUUGUUGUAACACCAGCUGGAAAUCUCCCUUGUGACAUCAUCAUACAUGCUGUGGGACCCAGUGUAUCACCAAAUGCAUCAGAAAGGGAAAUAAACAAGGCAUCACUAUUGUUACAGAAAGCUAUUUGGAACAUCUUGGUAAAAACCAACUGUACUAACCUGCAGUCUGUUGCUAUCCCUGCCAUAAGCUCAGGCCUUUACAAUUUUCCACGGGAUCGCUGUGCAAACAUCAUUGUGAGCACCGUGAUGUUAUUUAACGAUCAACGCAAUCCAAAUGCCAGGAGCCUCGAGGUCCGUCUAGUGAAUAAUGACGAUCCCUCAGUUAAAGAGAUGCAGAGAGCUUGCAUGGAACUUCUGGGCCCACCUGACCUAAUGCCAACACAAAACUUAAGCAAUGCACCAAGCCAGUCGGUACUCUCCAGUCUGGAUCUGGGGAACAUGGCUCUCCACCUCAAACAGGGUGCCACUGAGCAAGAGACAGCUUUUGAAAAAGAAAUGGCUUCUAUGCAAAAAAAACUGCAUACCUCCACUAUCUUAAGUAGCACCAGGGGAAAAAGUUCAGGUUUUCAUGGCGGUCAUGGGGCUGACACUGGAACACCUCAUUUUGUGCUCUUUGCCCCCUCUCCAGAGGCACUAAGAGAGGCCCAGUUGUGGUGUGUCCAAGUGCUGCAAAAGCCCUCUGGUGAAGUGACGAUAAAUAAUAAUCACGUUGUGUACUUUACCCAGGAGGAUCAUGCAAGCCUGAUGACGCUUCAGGACAGAUUUAAUGUUCUCAUCACAGAAUUCUUUAGGGAAGGCAAAGGAGGCAUUCGCAUCAAUGGUGAGCCUGUACAGGUCGGUUGUGCAGCAUUGGAAGUGGAAGCCAUGUUGUGUCAGGCCCAAGAGGACUUUGCUCGGAGUGAAGAGGAAGACAUGCAGGGUGAUUUGGAGCAUAUGUAUGUGGCAGACGAUUCUGGGCGACGACAACAGAUUGAGAGGAUGUCAAACAGAUCAUAUGAGAAGAUACAAAUCGACCUCGAUCUCAACGACCGGGCAGUUAAAGAAGUGCUGAGAAAAUUUGAAAAAUGCAACCUGAGAAUUCUGAAGUUGGAAAAAAUCGAAAACUAUGCUCUGAAGCAGCUCUUCAGCUUCAACAGAAAACGUAUACAAGCUCAACCUCCGCGUCUGUACCAGUGUGUGAAAGCACAGUUCUGUAACCUGAUCUGCAGAGUGGGCUUCCAGAGGGAAUACGCACCACCUAAAGAACAAAAGUAUGGAGCUGGAAUAUACUUCACAUCUGAAGUGGACAAAGCAAGAUCUCUGUGGGCAGACAAUGGAGAAGAAUAUAUCUACUUCAUUGAAGCUCAAGUACUCACUGGGAAAGACAAACGUGGUUCAGCAGAACUGAUUGUGCCUCCUCCAAUUGAAAAAGAUCCUCUGGUUCGUUAUGACAGUGUGACCAGUGGGAGCGGCAUCCACAUCAUCUUCAAUGGCCAACAGGCCUACCCUACGUACCUUAUUACGUGCAGCAGACAAGCUUUGUUUUAACUAAACUCUCCAUUUUCCAUCUAAUUUCCAUAUUUUAUCUAUAUUUUAUCUAUCUAUCUAUCUAUCUAUCUAUCUAUAUCUAUCUAUCUAUCUAUUUAUUUAUUUAUUUAUUUUAUGGACUUUCCCGCUGAGUCUCAGCACCACAUGGUUGAAUGGCACAUUUAAGAAUGAUAGAAAAUGGGACAGGGGGUGUAUAAAUGUAGGCACUACCAUUAAUUAAUUUAUACAAUAACCUCUGCAGAUUUACAUAUAUAUUAUUUUUGAUUGCACUCUUUUGUGAAGCUAUGGCACAUUUUAUUUUCAUUUUCAGUACUGAGGUUUGAAAGUGGGUGGUGCUUUCUGGUCUGUCUUUGAUUGCAGCAAUAAAAUCGAACAGAUUUCAUAUUCA